AUUCUCUUAUAUUGAUAAUCAACAAGUUAAAGUAUACAAAUGGGUAAAUUGGAAACUUACGCGAUGUGAAGUUUAUAAUAUAUACAAUAUCUCUUGGGUUGCAAAGGUAUCAAUUGCUCUUGAUAUUUGUUGGGAAUCACUUCUUGCAUUUUUGCUUUGUGUUUCAUUACAACUUUCGUUGUGA
Molecule: messenger RNA, 184 nt
Organism: Funneliformis caledonium
Lineage: Eukaryota; Fungi; Glomeromycota; Glomeromycetes; Glomerales; Glomeraceae
Source: the annotation of a GenBank genome assembly